Cadophora gregata is the source of this 300-nucleotide messenger RNA. RefSeq lists its product as uncharacterized. Lineage: Eukaryota; Fungi; Ascomycota; Leotiomycetes; Helotiales; Ploettnerulaceae. The transcript has a single exon. The record is from RefSeq and is a predicted model, not a curated record. The coding region runs from base 1 to 300 and encodes 99 amino acids.
AUGCGCAACCAGCCCCCUGCCCUUCCCUGCCCUGUACCAAACAAUGAACCACAGACGUCAUCCCGCAUCCCGCAUCCCGCAUCCCAUCUCAGCCCAUCUCACCUCGCACGCGAAAAACCCGAAAAACAUCCAUCCAUCGUCAUCCAACCAAACCAAGCUUUUGAAAGUAAGAAAGUUGGAAACGAAAUUACAGUACAGUACGAAGAUUUCGGAGGCAGGGGAGGGGAGGGGAGGGGAGGGGAUCUCGGGGAUGGAAUCAAUCGAUCCACGAAUUGGAGAAGAUGGGAUGGUAGGGGAUGA